UGUUAGUUAUAUAUAAAUCGAAGAAUAUAUAAUUUUUAAUUUGUAUUUUAAAAAUAAAUAUAAAUUGAAAAGAGAGAAAAUGAGUAAAUGAAUGAAUGAGAACCUCGCCUUCUUUGUUAUCCCUAACUAUAGAUUCAGCUGUUCUUAAUCUUUCCAACAUCGCCGAUCUCUCCACUCUUCCCGAUCAUAUCGUCAUCGAUCUCUUCCUGGGAACAUUGAGAGCUGGAAAGUUAAACGAGAGAGUUCUCAAGUUGUUUAUAGCUACAGGCAAGGACAACGUGUUUUCUGUCAUCCAGGCACUCAACAUUCAAGUCACUGUUACCCCUGUUCUUCCUACCACUAUUAAGGAUGAUGAGAUUGACAUUGUAAUAGGAGCAAUCCGUUCGGAUCUGACAUCAUUCAUGAAUGAAUGGAGACCAAUGUUCUCUCGAUUUCAUAUCAUAAUUGUCAAAGACCCUGAUUUGAAAGAGGAACUCAAAAUACCGGAAGGCUUUAACCUUGACGUCUAUGAAAAGCCUGACAUAGAUCGUGUGGUAGGUUCUUCUACUUCGGGUCUCUUCUCUGGCUAUGCGUGCAGGUAUUUUGGAUAUCUUGUUUCUCGGAAAAAGUACAUAAUCUCUGUAGACGAUGAUUGUCUCCCAGCCCAGGACCCCAAAGGCUUUUUGGUGGAUGCUGUUGCCCAGCAUAUUACCAACCUUACAACCCCGGCCACACCAUUCUUUUUCAAUACUCUGUAUGACCCUUUCACUGAAGGAGCCGAUUUUGUUCGUGGUUACCCAUUCAGUCUUCGGAGUGGGGUGAAAUGUGCUUUUUCAUCUGGACUAUGGCUUAAUCUGGUUGAUCAUGAUGCACCUAGUCAAGCCCUCAAAGCAAGGCAAAGGAAUUCCCGAUAUGUUGAUGCAGUUAUGACUGUCCCAGCCGGGUCCCUGGUUCCCAUUAGUGGAAUCAAUAUCGCUUUUGAUCGGGAGGUUGUAGGACCUGCCUUAGUUCCGGCUUUGAAGUUGGCUGGGGAAGGUAAGUUUAGGUGGGAAACAAUGGAAGAUAUCUGGAGUGGGUUGUGUGUUAAGGUUGCAUGUGAUCACCUGGGGCUUGGUGUGAAAACCGGACUGCCGUAUGUGCGGAGAAUCGAUAGAGGUGAUCCUAUAGUAAGCUUGAAGAAAGAGUGGGAGGGUGUGAAGCUGACGGAGGAAGUUGUCCCGUUCUUUCAGUCGGUAAGGUUGUCAAGAGAAGCUACAACGGUGGCGGACUGUGUAGUUGAGGUGGCAAAUGCUGCUAAAGAGCGGCUAGGUUCGACAGACCCUGUGUUUGCCCGUGCUGCUAAAGCAAUGCUGGACUGGGUUAAUCUCUGGAAAUUGGUUGGAUCAAUCUCAUCGCAGUCCCCGGCUGUUUAGGAAGUACUUAUCAUGAUGUCAGUGUUUUAACAUAUAUCUACCUCAUUAUUGUUGCAGACAUGGCGGCUUUUGCUUGGUCUUAGUUAUGGCUCUAGAGACGCUGUAAGAAGUAGUUCAAACGUUGUUGAAAUAAUUGGAUCGAUCUGGUCAGUCGACGUUUAACCAAGAACCGGCAGCAUGUUUGGUUGGUUGAACCAGAAAAUGAAGACUUGUUUUGGGUUAUGUUGGUUUGGUCUGAUUUUCUUGACAUUUGGUAACUUAAAACAACUCUUUAUAUAAUCUUUGCUGAUUGAUGAAACUUGAAACAUGAGUUAUAUCUUGAGUGAGUUAUUUUAUUGCUAAUAA
Molecule: messenger RNA, 1736 nt
Organism: Hibiscus syriacus
Lineage: Eukaryota; Viridiplantae; Streptophyta; Magnoliopsida; Malvales; Malvaceae
Product: probable UDP-arabinopyranose mutase 5
Exons: 3
Coding region: 96-1391 (431 amino acids)
Biological process (GO): plant-type cell wall biogenesis; UDP-L-arabinose metabolic process
Cellular component (GO): Golgi apparatus; cytosol
Molecular function (GO): UDP-arabinopyranose mutase activity
Source: RefSeq, a predicted model, not a curated record